Molecule: messenger RNA, 2092 nt
Organism: Panicum hallii
Lineage: Eukaryota; Viridiplantae; Streptophyta; Magnoliopsida; Poales; Poaceae
Exons: 4
Coding region: 258-1802 (514 amino acids)
Biological process (GO): transmembrane transport
Cellular component (GO): membrane
Molecular function (GO): transmembrane transporter activity
Source: RefSeq, a predicted model, not a curated record
CUACCGGGCGGUGCUGGCACCCCCACCCACGAACCCCACUUCCUCCUCCCCCCGGUCCCGGCGACCCGGCCCCAGCUAUAUCCGUCGGACAGAGACGAAGCAGAGCAGGCGAAGCAAGCGGAAAGCCACGACCGCCGCGAAAGCGAAAGGCCGAUGAGGAGGAGGAGAUGACACGAGACCACUAGAGUAAAGCGAAGCCGCGGGAGUCUAGAGAGAGACGCACACAGAGGGAGGGCGCGUGCGCGUGGGGGAAGAGGAUGGCGAGGCACGGCGGCGAGAUCACGGCGGCUUUCCCAGGCGGCGGCGGCGGCGGCAUUGCCGGGGCGUCGACGGGCGCGACGCCGCCGCCGGCGAGCCCGUACCAGGUGGCUGAAAUUGAAGAGCAGAUUUAUUCCCCAUUUGGCAACAUUGAGGUCCCAGAUAGUCGUGGUUGCUGCAGUGGUUUCACAGGCAGUGUGACAAAAGUGCUGUUCAUCCUACAUCUACUUGCUUUCAUUUCCCUUACAGUCUUCCUAGGCGUCCAGGCCUCUUCCCACCAGAACCCUGCCUACAAGCCCUUCUCCAACUUCAUCCCUCUGGUAUCCUCUGUCAUAGUAUCCACAAUUGCUGCCUGCUUCUGGGUUAUCCUUGCUGUCGCAAACCCUCCAAAAGCCAUCAAGACCUCUCUCUGGGCUGCCCCUGUUUUUGCAGUCGCUUGCGAUGUGGUCAUACUCCUUGUUGCUAAUGGUACUGCACUUGGUAUUGGAGCGCUUGUAGUUGCAUUUGCCAUUGCAGCAGGACUAUACAGUUGUUGGGCCACUGGUCCACGUCUUCGGCAUGCCUCUGAGCUGCUUUCCGCUUCUGUCAUUGGAGCACACUUGCCGCCUACUACUUCUUGCCUUGUUGUCUUUGUCCUUCUUGCAACCUUUGGCUAUAUGGCUUUCUGGACAGUUGCCAUCAGCUGCAUUGCCGCUGCAGAAGGGCACUUCAUGAACUACCAGAUGGCUUAUGUGGCAGCACUUCUGGUGAGCAUGGCAUGGACCAUGCAGAUAUUGCGCUACAUUGUCUAUGUGGCAGUGGCAAAACUAGCACAUGGACGGCUCGUCUAUGGGAUCCGCAUGCCAGGUGGUGCUGUGGAAGUAUUCUGUGGCACGAUAUUCGGACCAGCCUUUGGGGACAUAUGCAUGGGUGCAGUGGCUGUCCCGGUGAACUCAGCUGUGCGGGGAUUGGCUCGAGCAAUGAAAACGGCAACCAGGGGCAAUGACGAGUUCAUUUUCUCAGGACGGGGCUGCUGCUUUGCUGUAUCAGAAAAAAUGCUGGGACGUGCUAACCGCUGGGGCUUUGUGCAUGUGGGGGCGCGGGGGAAGGCAUUCUGUGUGGCUUCGCGGGAUGUCUGGUCCCUUUUUGUUCUCCGUGGGAUAGCAGAUCUUGUCGAUUCAGACCUCACUGGUUCGUUCUGCUUCCUUUCCUCCGUGACAACAGGCGCAUUGGCCUCACUGAUUGCUGGCUCAUGGGCACUAGCCGGCAUGUAUAAAGAUCAGAAGAAGUUGGCUCUGCCCGUAGCCAUCUAUGCAUUCCUAAUCGGUUAUUACAUGACUUUUCUACUAUGGAGGGAUUCAGGGUUACAUGAAAAUGAGUGCCGGAUGAUGAUCGCGUGGCCACAGGCGUGUGUGGCAGCUUACCAUGUCGCAUAUGCAGAGAACCCACAGAACACUCAGCUGGGCACGCUGAUACCAGAACAUCUGCGCGAGCUCCAAGCGCUAACUGCAGACCGUGAUCGUCCUAGAGCUGUCGAUUCUUCUGAUGACAUUGAUGAUUCAUAGUUUCUCCCAUUCUUUCAGUCAAUUUCUUUCCAGAUCCCUGGAGCUUAGACUCUUGGACACCACCUAGGCUGCAGACAGUUUCUGAUGGUUCAGGGCAGCUGCAGAUGGUAGUGUAGUGUGUGCUUGACAUAGGAUUUCUGCUCGUACUUAUUUCUGUAGAUAUUACUGGGCAAGUGGAUAUAACUGAAAAAAGUGGUUAGAUGAUCUGAGACACUAGCACAUAGAUGUACAGAGAGUUUAGCACAGCGAACAGACAUGCAGAAUGGAAUACAUUGUUUUAGUUUGUUUUC